Molecule: messenger RNA, 3023 nt
Organism: Arabidopsis arenosa
Lineage: Eukaryota; Viridiplantae; Streptophyta; Magnoliopsida; Brassicales; Brassicaceae
Source: the annotation of a GenBank genome assembly
CCGCUUCCUCUUUCCUCCGCCUGCGAACUACAGAAGGCGAUUAAGCGUGAAAUCUACUAAUCUCUCUCUUCGAUCUCACAUAAAUUGAAGAUGACGGAUCCAACACUACCGAUGCGUCUGUUUAGAGAAGGAUCCGAACCCAACGGCGAGAGAGUUCAAUCUUACUCUGAGCUAGGGUACAUCGACGAAAUCGCAAACAGUUUAACUCCUGGAGACAUGGAAAUUCUGAAGAAAUCACAGUUUGGGAAAGUGUUUGAUUUGCCUGAGGGAGCGGCUUAUUCUGGCAAAUUAAUUCAUUUUUUGCUAACGAGACAGCUUGUUGUUAGCAAAAAAAAUGAAAUCUGGUUCAUUUUUGGAGGGUCGCCUAUUCGCUUCUCAAUUUCAGAGUUUGAAAGACUCACUGGUCUAAACUGCAGCAAACCCCCAGCUGUGAAAGAGAGGAAGAGCAAACGCAAACUUAUGCCUGGAAAGUAUUGGUACAAGCUAUUUGACCGCGGUGAUGUUUCUGUUGAAUGGGUUGUUGGUAGGUUGAAGAAACAUUUGGUAGAAGACCAAGAUAUGCGAUUGCGGUACGCUGUUCUUGCUCUCAUUGAUGGUGUUCUCUGCCCAACGUCUGGUAGAACCAAAAUAUCUCCACUUCAUGCAGAGAUGUCAGAAAAUCUAGAAAUCUUUCUCAAUCACCCCUGGGGUACUACUUCGUUUAUGUUGACUCUGAAGAGCAUUAGAGCUAGGGGAGCAGAUAAGCUAAUGAGGAAAUCAACAACUAUCCAAGGUUUCCCUCAUGCCCUUACCCUGCUAUUGUUGCAUUGUGUUCCAGUUAUUAGGGAAUUGCAAUUCCCGGAGGUUGACGAAGAAGGUGAUUCUGAGAUGGAGGAUAGUGACUCUGAAAUCGAGCGGCUUUGGAGUUUGAAGCUGGAUAUAGUGUGGAAGGUCGAUAAGAAGGCCCUGCGCAAUGUCCCCUCUAUUCUAAGUGGAGAUGUCAAUGGCGACCCUUUCGCCACUGGAUGGCUGGAGGACGAAGCUGACCCUUGUGUUGACCAUCUUCUAGAACUUGUACGCGAGCAUCAACACUUCGCUGCAUCAUUGUUUCUGGGAGGCUUGGUGCCUGAUUCUCUGCCCGAUGAUAGGAACGACAACAGCGAUGUUUGUAGCGCACAUGACACUAUCGAUGAUUCAACUCUAGACCACCAAAAUGGCUGCGUUGGUUCCUCAAAAAAACGUAAAGGAAAAGGCAAGUUUCACAGUGCAGACGGCCUGAAACAGUAUGUUGACCAGAAUGACAAGCGAAUGGAGAAACGUGUGUUGAAGGCAAUUGCUGAUUCUGAGGCUCGUAUGACCAAGCUGAUUACAGAAGCUCUUAGAGGUGUGGGGAACCUAAAUGUUAUUGAUUUGAGGGAUGUAGCUGGAAAUGCUGAGCAAUCAAAAAAGGAUGGCGUCAGCGGUGAAGAGGGAGUAGAUGGAUCUGUUGAGAAAGGAAAAAAAACUGGCGAGAAUUGUCAGAAGGUAGUCUUUUCUUCUGAUGAUACAGGAGUCAGUGGAUCCCUUACUCGCACAGAGAACGCAUCUGGAUUUGUUGAAUCUGUCUUAGGAAAUGUCUUGUCAGAACUGAAUGAUGCGUCAUCUCUUCCACCAAUGCCUGCUUCGCAUAGUGCUGCAGGCAGGAAGAAGAGGAAGAGAGGUAAACCAAAAACUGUUUAUAGCGGUGCAGAUGACACUGUAUGUGAAGAUCUCGGUGUCCAUGGGGCUUGUGUAGGAGCCCAAACAGAGGAUGUAACUCAGGAGAACACUGAUGAACCAGCAGAUACUGCCAAAAAUGUUGACCCUGAGACAGAUCUGCACAGGCCAGAUGCAUUCGAAGAUAGUGAACACACGCAUAUACCGUCUCUCUUGGUUUCCGACUUUGAUGUAGCUGCAGCUGCAACCAUAAUUACAGUACCUCAAUCAUAUCUCCGCAUCACAGACGGAUCUGAACUUGAUACGCUUCAUCUAGAAACAAACCUUGGCGAUAAGGCAGUAAAUGCUGAUUCGGCUGCCUUCGUUGAAGAUGAUUUGGGUGAUGCAUCCAUGCUUCUUGAGAGUGAGGCAUGUUGUGUCAUUUUAACUGGCCUCCUCCCCGAGGAGAAUUUGCUGAAGCCAUUGGAACCAGCUCUUCAAUUACCUGACCCCCCAACUGGCACCAUCAAUGAACAGGAGGUUGUAUCAAAGCGCAGUUCUCAUAAUCCUCUGCACACAUCUGAGGAGGUUCUAUCAAAGCGCAGUUCUCCUAAUUCUCUGCACACAUCUGAGGUUAUGGACAUCUUCAUAAAUAGCAUAAGGAUUGAUUGUCAAGCCAAAAGUAGUAUCUUGAAGCGCCAAGAAGUCGCGUUUUUUGAUUCCACCUUUGUUUACGAAUUAUUCAAGCAUUACCCCAAGUUUAGCAAGACAACAGAGAAAGGGAUGUAUGAGUUUGAUCAUGAUCUUCUAGAAUGCACGCCCACUGGACAUCAAAGGGUCUACCUUCCGUUUCUUUGCGACAAACAGCAUUGGGUUGCCCUCUUUCUUGAUAUGAAGGAUUGGAAGAUGGUUGUGUUAGACUGUUUUACAGGAUUAUGGCGUGAACCGAAGCUAAAGAAUGUUCUUUUGCCCUUGGCUGAGAUGUUACCAUACCUGUUUCGAUUUGCUUCAAAAAAAAGUGGGGAAAAGAAAUGCUAUAUUAAGCCGUUUGUUGUGUAUAGGGAGAAAGAGAUCCCGCAGGCUUGUUUUGUCCGUCAUUCAGGUGUUAUGGCUGCCCAUUUAAUUGAAGCUCAUGCUCAUGGCGGGAUUGAUGCAUGCAAGCGUGUGAAGGUUGUUGAUGUGUUCACUGCUGCCAAAAAGUACAUGAUCGCUGCCUAUGAGUUAGCUAAUGGGACUGUUUGACUCUUCCUUUAACUGGAUCUUGGGAUAUAUUGGGAUUGAUGGGUAUGCCUAGUAGGAUACAAUGUUGUUUUGUACCUUACUGAUUAUCUAGCUUCCUUUUGGUAGAUGUCACGCACUUUUUCUAGGAA